CUAAAAUUAAAAAAAUUAAAGGCGGCGAAUUUUUUUCUAAUAAAAAAUUAAAUUUUAAAGGAAAUUUCAACUUAUUUCGAUAUGAAUUCCGUUUAUUCGUCGCUUUUGUGUUGCGUCGCCAACCAUGGUGCUCUUGAAAAGUCACGUGCGUUGGAUAUUUUUAGUAGAAUUCAUCAAGCGAAUCAUCAAGGAGCAAAUCGUCGUUCCAUCGUCCAUCUCGACGAAGCAAUUGCUGAAAUUAAUCGCAACAUUUCCCGUUUCGAUCAGAAAAUUGUCGAAAUAAAUUAUUCCCUGCCCGGCGCUGAAGCUCCUUACAUCACAUUCAUCUCGACAUCCGAAUCUGCCAUCAGUAAGCAACAAAAUUUAUGGAAUCCAGCGGAAGUUGAGUUGUUUCGAUUGAUGUUGCGUGAAAUAACCACAGCAGACGAUCACAAAAGAUCGAUCUUUGAUUGCAUAAAUUUGGCGGGAAAAGUUCAUGUGCGACAAAUUUCCAAAACUCGCGCCGAAAAGGUUAUUCAAAAGUGGAUUUUGACGGGAUAUUUUUAUGAGCAGGACGAGGAUGUGCAUUUGGGACCUCGAUUAAUUGCGGAAUUUGGAACGAAUUUGAGGACUUAUUUCAAGGAUUAUGUCAAUAUGUGCGACAUUUGCAAAGCGAUUGUCUUUUGGGGACCUCGUUGCGGAAAUUGCGAAGAACUUUUCCAUAAAGAGUGUUUGGAUAAGUGCUUGAGUCGUAUUCAAACGUGUCCCUCGUGCAAAGAAACUUUCAAAUCGCCAGUUUAAGGUUAAUUUUUCAUAAGAUUCCUAACCUCAAGUACUAUUUAAUGUUAAUUAGAUUUUAAAAAUUAAACAGCAGAGACUGAAAAAUUGAUUAAAA
Molecule: messenger RNA, 874 nt
Organism: Culicoides brevitarsis
Lineage: Eukaryota; Metazoa; Arthropoda; Insecta; Diptera; Ceratopogonidae
Gene: Nse1
Product: non-structural maintenance of chromosomes element 1 homolog
Exons: 2
Coding region: 82-780 (232 amino acids)
Biological process (GO): double-strand break repair via homologous recombination
Cellular component (GO): Smc5-Smc6 complex; nucleus
Molecular function (GO): ubiquitin-protein transferase activity
Source: RefSeq, a predicted model, not a curated record